AGCAUCAAAUGCAAGAUAAACGUUCGUCAAAAGAAAAAAUUGCUUCUUUAACAAAAACUGUAAGUGAUGUAUUAUAAUAAAUAUUUAUGAUGUAAUGAAAUAAUGUUCUACCACCUAGUUUAAUAAUUGGAAAAAAGGUAAUCUAUUUGAAUAAUAACAGUCUCUUAGCUCACUGUAAUCCUUCCUGAAAGAAAUGCAAAUUAUUCAUAAAUAGCUCAUUUGUAUAAUAUAGUAUAUAUACUGUAAUAUAUAUAUAUAUUACAUAUAUUCUUUAUAUACUUACUAUUUAGGAAGAAAUGCGUUAUGUACGACACAAAUUAUUGCGAAAAGAAUCAAGAAAAUUUUCCAAUGGGCUCCUUUGAUAGAAGAAAAUUCACUCAAAACAAAUUAGAAGAAGGCCUAAAUUAUGAAAUUGAUGAUUCUGCCAAAAACGACAAGAAGAAAGUACAGCAUGGUGCUGGUGGUAGAGUUUAUAAUUUUUUAAGAUCAAUUAAGGGAAAGAUAUUCCUAAAUGAAUUAAUGAAUGAAUAUGAUUGUCAAAUUAAGGAGAAAACCAUUAAUUUUAAAAAAACUAUUAAUAUAAAUGUAGUAAUGGAAAGUAUGAGUAAAAUGAAAGAAAAGUGCGAAGCUUUAAUAUACUACGAGAAAAUGAGUGAAUCAUUAUGUAUUCGUUAUGAAAAUUUUGAUAAAUUUAAGAAUGUUAAAAAUCCCCAAAUACUUCGAUUCAAUAUAUCGAAACGACAGAAUAAACAGUGUUUAAAUGAAGUUUUAAAAAAGAUUUUAAAAUGGUGCCAUAGUAACAGUAUAGAAAGUAUUGGAAUAUCUCAAAUGGGCUGUGAACAAUGUUUUGGCCUUAGAUCUGAUCGACUUGCUCAUAUAUUUUAUCAGGAAAUCACCAACUUUAAUUUCUACCCUAUUCCGUUCAUUCAGGAAAUUUUUAUCGUCUGCAAUACUGGAGAUUAUGCGAAAUACAAUAAACUUAGAGAAAUUGACAGGAGAUGUACAAUUUUUACUAUUACGGCUAAAAGUCAAGAAAGAGUUGAUAAUGUAGUAAACGAAUUAAAGCAAUUGAGAGAGUCAACUAUCAUAGAAGAAAUGAUUAUUCCUGAAUAUUGUGAAUUAGAUUCACUUGAAGAAUUUGAAAAUGAGAAUACGAGAGUUAAGAUUAUGGGAUUUAAAUCGAAAAGGAAGAUCGUUUUGGUAGGAAUGGGAGAUGAGGCUAAAAAAACUUGGCAGUUAUUGACUCUAUUCAUUCAAAAUACUCUAAAGGAUUUAAGAUCAAGUUUUACUCAUAAAAGCCUAACUUCCGUUUCUAAUCUUCAAGAUAGAUUGAGCAUCAGACUGGAAUUAAACGAAAGGGUACCGCAUAAUUGGACAAAGUUUAAAGGAAAUCUUAAAGAUAUUUUCAGUAUAGAACCAUACAUCGUUGAUCUAUAUGAAAAAGAUAAGAGACAAUUCGACGAAAUAAAGAACUUUUUCUUAAAAGCAUGGAAAUAUAGCGAUGGAUUAAAUAGUAAAAUUCAUAUCUUAAGUAUUAAAAUGAAUGAAAAUCCCUGUUUAUUUGAAAGCCAUAGCACUGCACUUGAUGAAUACUUAACUAUUGAUAUGGAAUCGCAUUUAACUCAAGAAUUAAAUGAGCAUUAUCUCUUUCAUGGAACCUCCGAAAUUUCGGCUAAAUAUAUACUUCACCAGGGAUUUGAUUAUAGAUUAGCAAAUAGGGGAAAUUUUGGUAAAGGAAUUUAUUUUGCUGAAAAUCCAAAAAAAUCGCAUGCCUUUACUGAAUGUUCAGAAAAAAAAACUAUGUUAAUAUCAAGAGUAUUAUUAGGUAAUAGUAUAUAUUUGAAGACAAGUGAAAGAGAUUUAGAGAGACCUCCUUGUGCAGUGUGUAAAGCAAGCUUAUGCGAAUAUCAUAAUCAAAUUUAUGAUAGUGUCAUAGGAUUAUUUAAAGAUAAAGAGAUGGUAAUUUAUGACCCAUUUCAAUGUUAUCCAGAAUAUUUACUCACCUAUAAGAUAGUCUGGAUAUGA
This is a messenger RNA of Dimorphilus gyrociliatus, 2025 nucleotides long. The record is from the annotation of a GenBank genome assembly. NCBI's taxonomy places the organism in Eukaryota, Metazoa, Annelida, Polychaeta, Dinophilidae.